Messenger RNA from Telopea speciosissima, 1465 nucleotides. RefSeq names its product transmembrane protein 33 homolog. The transcript has 9 exons. Gene Ontology annotation, cellular component: endoplasmic reticulum; membrane. NCBI's taxonomy places the organism in Eukaryota, Viridiplantae, Streptophyta, Magnoliopsida, Proteales, Proteaceae. The coding region runs from base 148 to 1176 and encodes 342 amino acids. The record is from RefSeq and is a predicted model, not a curated record. Gene Ontology annotation, biological process: membrane organization; endoplasmic reticulum tubular network organization.
UUCCUCCAAUGGCCUUUCCUUUUCUUCAUCUGAAAUUGAUACCCAUGGGAACAGGUAAGUAGUGCGAAAGAAGAAAGAGAAGCUUUCGAGUUUCAAUCUCCAAUCGAAGCAACCUCAAAGAGGAGGGAAGAGUAAUCAGUAGUAGUAAUGGGGGAGGAUCAAGAUCCACAGCGGUUAAAGAAGAUCGCCGCCUCCUCAUACGACUAUGAUAACGACUCACGAUGGGCGGAUUACUGGUCCAAUAUCCUCAUCCCUCCUCAUAUGGCUUCUCGUCCAGAAGUCGUAGAAUACUUCAAGCGCAAGUUCUACCAGCGUUACAUUGAUCCUGAUCUUCUUGUUGAGCCAAUGCCUUCUAGCAACUCUUCUCAAACUGCAAGACCAUCUGCACCAUCCUCAGCAUCACCUGCAACUGAACAGGCACGACCCCGGAACUCAGGUUCAACUACUAGAACAUCAGGGGCAUCAACAACGCCGAGCACAAAUCCAGGUUCUUUCCGCUGGGACCGACCGACCAUACAAUUUUCCAUCAAUGCUUGGGUAUUUAUUGUUGCUUUGCUUGCCAUCUUUCCUCUUGCGCCUAGAAAUCUUUCAAACAGGGCAUAUCGCUUGUCCUUUAUGGGAACUGCAUGUUCAUCUCUGUAUUCUUUGUACUCAUUAUAUGGGAAGCCUCGGGCAUGGAAUCUUCAAGUUCUCCAAGUAUGGUUUCAGUCAGUAGUUGCAACCAAGGAUUUUAUGUACUUUCUUUACUGUCUUAUGUUUGUGACCUCCCAACUUCACCUCAAAUUUGCUUUGAUACCUGUGCUUUGUCAAGCGCUUGAGCAUGUUGCAAAGUUUCUAAGACGUAAUUUUGGUCGUUCCUCAUUGUACAGGAAGUAUAUGGAGGAUCCUUGUUUAUGGGUUGAGACGAACACAACUACCCUCAACAUACUGACUGCACAUGCUGAGAUUGCACUGGGUUUCCUCCUAAUCGUUUCACUGUUCUCGUGGCAACGUAACAUAGUACAAACAUUUAUGUACUGGCAGCUCUUGAAGCUCAAGUAUAAGGCUCCUGUGACUGCUAGCUACCAGCAGAGCGUGUGGGCUAAGAUUGGCAGGACUGUGCAUCCACUUGUCAACCAGUAUGCUCCAUUCUUGAAUACACCACUCUCUUUUGCCAAGAGAUGGUGGCUCAGGUAAAAACACAACAGGGAAGUGAGAUGAGGAAUGAUGAAGAAAAUGAUCAAACAGGCCACAUGGGAAUAUGAGAUUCACUUUAAUUGAUGGAAUCUUUUUUAUUAAAAGUUUUGAUAGAUCAUGCAACUAUCUUAAUUAAAAAGUCAGCUGAACACUUUUCUUAAAGUUGAUAGUUGCUUUUGCCUCUUUUUCUCUGUUGUCUCCCACUCGUACCCACAUGAUUUGCUUAAAGAAGUGUACCACUUAAGUUUAGUUUUAUGGAUAUAUUGAUGAAUGUGUGCAUAUAUGAACC